This is a messenger RNA of Cylicostephanus goldi, 891 nucleotides long. The record is from the annotation of a GenBank genome assembly. Lineage: Eukaryota; Metazoa; Nematoda; Chromadorea; Rhabditida; Strongylidae.
AUGAACAUCAAGCAAAAGCGGGAGAUUCCAUCUGCAGUCAUGAGAAACAUACACCCAGGGACACUUAACCUUCCUGUAUUUGAAAAUCAAAUAGCGGCAAUUUAUCUGUGCAAGGAUGGUGUCAUGCCUUCUCACGAGGAGUUGGAUGCUGGAUUAAUAAUCAAGUCACGAGGUGGCAAAACGAUAGCACCUCAUCAGAGUUACAAUAUCGAUGCACUUACGUACCCUUUGUACUUUCCUCGAGGAGAGCAAACAUUUGUGAAGGAUGCGUUACCUAAGAAUCGUUCGAGAAAGCGUGCACGCGAGAUAGCCAGAGAUUGUUGUAACGAGCGCUAUGUUGAGGGCGUUUAUACUGAUGCAGGUCUUGAUGACGCGCAUGACCUUAAUGAUGAUGAUGACGAGAUUACACUGGGAAAUAAGCAAGCACGUAAAUCGCGUUUCAUUUCUCGCCGGGAAUUUGUCGUAUACAUCCUUGCUCGACGUCCUGAUUUUGGUAAACAUCGUAUCAUAGGAACUGGAAAACUUUAUGCGCAGUACGUUCUGCAUAGCUUUGCUCGCAUCGAAGCUGACAGAUUAUGUGCUAUUGGCAAACAUUUGACAGAGGUCCGUAGUACAACUGCAAGUGCUUUGUUCAAAUAUCUGGAUGAGAAGCUGAAUGAAAAGGGCGUGAAGCUCGGAAAGCUUGUAAAUAUGCCCCAAACAUACGUUGGGAGUAGGAAGUGGUAUCAAAAACUAUACAGUGACGCUAUGGCAGUUUCUCUGAAACUAGGAAAACCCGAUUUGUUCAUCACAUUCACUGGAAAUCAAGAGUGGCCAGAGAUUAAAAACAACCUUGUUAGCAAAUUCGAUUCGUGGAUAACAGAUCCUUUUCUAUGUUGUCGCGUAUUUUUU